This is a messenger RNA of Myotis davidii, 557 nucleotides long. It is a transcript of the gene CLEC2B, whose product is annotated as C-type lectin domain family 2 member B. Bases 1 to 534 code for a protein of 177 amino acids. Gene Ontology annotation, cellular component: external side of plasma membrane. The record is from RefSeq and is a predicted model, not a curated record. The transcript has 5 exons. Lineage: Eukaryota; Metazoa; Chordata; Mammalia; Chiroptera; Vespertilionidae.
AUGGAAAAUAUAGUGAAUAACUCCGCCUCAUCUGCCCUGCAGGACGGGGUGCCAGAAACUGAUUCAAAAAAGCAAGGUGUUAACAAGUAUAAGGUGUUAACUUUUGGAUUAUUUGUAAUUGUUAUCAUUCUUGUUCCCUUAAUUAUAUGUGGAAAAUACAGACCUUCUACUCAGUAUUUUUGCCCAGAUGGUUGGAUUGGUUUUCAAAAGAAUUGCUAUUAUUUCUCUAAACAAGAAGGGGAUUGGAAUUCAAGUAGACACAACUGUUCUACUCAACAUGCUGACCUAACUGUGAUAGACUCUAGAGAAGAAAUGGAUUUUUUAAGACAACACAGAUGUAUUUUUGAUCUCUGGAUUGGGUUGGAGAUGACAGAAAAUCAAACAGGAACUUGGCUAAAUGGAGGAAUAUUUAACAAAUGGUUUGAUGUGAGAGGAAAUGAAAAAUGUGCUUACCUCAGUGAUGAUGGUGUAGCAACAGCCAGAUGCUACACAGAAAGAAAAUGGAUUUGCAGGAAAAAAAAAAGUACUACAUAAACAUUUCUGAUUAUUAUUUAUAA